Messenger RNA from Bemisia tabaci, 3904 nucleotides. It is a transcript of the gene Tsc1, whose product is annotated as tuberous sclerosis 1 protein hamartin. The record is from RefSeq and is a predicted model, not a curated record. NCBI's taxonomy places the organism in Eukaryota, Metazoa, Arthropoda, Insecta, Hemiptera, Aleyrodidae. Gene Ontology annotation, cellular component: TSC1-TSC2 complex. Gene Ontology annotation, biological process: negative regulation of TOR signaling; negative regulation of cell population proliferation; regulation of cell cycle.
CUAGAUGAAAGGAGGGUGAGGGGUAAAGGAUCAAAAUUUUGAGGUUAUCUUCAUAGUUGUAAUUUUGCAAAGGUACAAUCUCCUGAGUUAGCGCGAUGUAAUACCUUAGGAUUGACGGAAGGAGAAAAAUCUCUUGUUCCGUGUAAGCUCUUUUAGCUGAUGCCUGAAUAUUUUGCGUCUGUUCAUCUAAUGAUCAUUCUCGAAAGAUGGAGGCGGAGGUGCAGAAACUCCUAAGUGAUCUUGAGUCGAACAAUAUCAAUGUGUUCAAUGAUGCUAAAGCAAGGUUUCAUGAUCAGUUUAAUUCUAGUAAAGACCCUUGGCUUGCUCAUUUCAUGGUUGACUAUUGUCUGACAAACUCUCAAAGAUGUGUAGAAAUAUUAGUCGGAGUUCCAGAACCUCACCACAAGUAUUUGUUUGAUAGACUGGGAGAGCACAUUCGAGGAUCUUCAAAAGUCCAAGCCCUCACUCUUUUAGGUCAUGUAGUCAAGCGGCAGCCAUCGUGGCUCUUUAAAAUAGUAAACCAUCAGUUAAUGAAGGACGUGUUGAAACUCUUGAAGGUGCCAAAGGUGGAGACAGAUUUUGUAUCGGUGAUGAGCGCACUUUUAGUCAUCAUCAUUCUUCUCCCCAUGAUUCCUGCUUACAUAAAGCCCCACCUUGAUGAUGUUUUUGAGGUGUUUAGCCGACUUGCUUCCUGGAACACAGCAAAUCCUUCAAAAUUGUCUGCCAGCCAUUUGCUUCAUUUGCAAGUCACUUUAUAUGCUCUUUUCCACCGACUAUAUGGAAUGUUUCCAUGCAAUUUUCUCUACUAUUUGAGACAGGUCUACUCAAGUCAUGAGAACCUACCUGUCUUCGUCCAUACGAUCAAGCCUAUGCUUGGGACUGUGCGAAUGCAUCCAUUGCUGGUCACUGCAUCCAAGGAUUCUGAAACUGCAACCGCAAGAUGGAAGAAAAUGGAACACCAUGACGUCAUAGUCGAAUGUGCCAAGUAUGCUCUAGACCAUGGAGAACGGCAGUUUCAAGAGCCUCUUCCUUACCAUCAGGGAAUGAUAUCAAACCUCAGCUUGACAGGGAGGUCUGGAGUCUCUAGCUACUCCAGCCAGUUGGCGAACAUGGUCAGUGAGGAAAUUUGGAGUCCAAGCAUUGAAUGUAGCAACUCGAUAGCAAGUGAAUCACGGCCAACUUCCAUACCGCACACUCCCAUCGCUCAGGGAUUUGUGAGUAACGUAACAUUUCCUCUUCAAGAAGGGAGCUCUCCUCCUGAAGCAGCUGUGGAAGCCACUCCUGAAACCACCCCCAUUAAGGAUUUGCGACAUGUACCCAGAGUAACUCCAAUAAAUUCAAGCGUUGUACGAGCUCUCAAUACAUUUUCAACGACUGAACGACCUCGCUUUCGACAAGCAGGCUCCGGGACUACUCCUUGUCAUUCGGAGCCUUCUUCACCAAUGAAAAAAGAACCAUCACCUUUCAUCUUCCCUGGAGACUCGUCCUCAGCCUUUCACCAACCUAUCUUUUUCAAAAAGAUGGAUCGAAUGAUCAGUGAGCGAACGCAGGCUAUUGCUGAAACCGAUGACUUACAAAAACAGGGUUUUAACUUAGGAUCCAACAAUCUAGUGCCUCCUCAAAGUCCUUUGCGAGUAAUUUCUUCGACCUGGGAGCCUCCAGAUUCGCCACUAACGGUGAAAACGCAAGAAGAUCACGAAGUCGAGUCCACUUUUUUGGCUCAAGCUCAUUCCUCCAGUAUCAAUCGAAAAGAAUGCGAUAGUGUAUUGAUAGAUUAUGUGCACCACCCAGGACAUACAGAACCAAUAGAUGAUCUUGAGGACUGCGCAAGCUCACCAUGUUCCUCAGGAGGAUUGCAUAUGCCUAGUAGCCGAUCUCUAAUGGAUUUUCAAAGGCAACUUCAAAGAAUACGGUAUUACAGUCAGAGCAAUGCCUAUCCUCCUCAAUUAAGCUCUCUCGGUGUCAGUUCCAGUACCAGUCCUCAGGAUGGGGUUGCAUUUUCUCCCUCAAACAGGAUGAGGAAAGUCAAGUCCUGGCCAGUUUUGGAGAAACCUAGUUUUGGCGAUGCUGACGUAUCUUCAAAGUCUGGAAAAUAUAAAGAAAAAUCGGACUGGAAAAAGAAAGAGUGUGGAACAGUGAAAAAGUCCAUGCGAGAAAUGGAAACUCAGACCGAUCAGAUGCUGGACCAGCAGAUGCCUUAUGAACACUUAUUUGUCAAUGCCUUUCCCAUGGCUUUUGAUCCGCCGCCUCCAUCGCCAAUCAGAGCUCAAGAUAAUAUUUUGGCACUGGAGCCCAGUUUGGGAUUCCGUGCAAGUGAUACUGCAUUGAACAAAGAGCCCAAGUUCUCCAUAAAUGUGAUACAAAACAAUUACAUCAAAGCUGUCUUACAGUGUCAUGACCCCAAGCACAACAACCUCUCAGGUUUGGACUACAAUAAUCAGGAUCUUAAAACUUGCCGAGAGAACUUAUUUUUAACAACACUUCAACUUCAGUUCGAGCGGCAUCGGAGAGAAGUUCAUGCAGAACGCAACAGGAGGCUCCUCGGCAAGUUGAGAAACAACCGAGCUUUAGAGGAGCACAACUCUGCACUGCGAGAUCAUGUUGCUCUGUUAGAAAAAGAAGUGGAGAAUAUAAAGAAGAAACUAGAUACUAACCGAGAAGAUCAUGAAGUCCAAAAAAGUCGUCUUCAAUCAUCUGUCUCAUAUUGGCAAGAACAGGUGGAUAAAUUACAACAAUCGAACAAUGAUUUAACUUCUCGUUGUAAUAAUUUAGAACAAGAUUUAAUACAAAAGAGAGAAAAGACUGCAGCAGAAAAUAAGGAAUUACUCAGUGUGAAAGCACGAUUAUUAGAUGCAAAAAAUGAGCUUCAAACCGCCUUAAUCGCUGCGAGUGCCGGCAAGGAACUGAAAAAAGAACUGGAAAGUCUGCAAAAAGAAAUGAUGAUAGCUGGCGAAAUAGCGACAAACUACAGAGAUUCGGCACAACAACUAGCAAAUAUUCGGAAUGAAGCAAAUCACGCCAAGUUUGCUCAGGAGGCAUUUCACCAUCAAGUAGCCAAUUUAAAACAAGUUGUGGACACCCAAGGAAGUACAAUCGAGGCCUCAAAAUCAAGAAUCACCGAGUUAGAAAAUAUUCUCUCCAAAAAAGAUACCAUUAUUCAGGAACAAAAAGAACUGAUAGAGAGGAUUAAGGAGCAGUAUCAUAGUCAAUUACAAGCUGUUGAGGAUAAAUACAACGCCCUAAAGGCUAUUAACCUGAAGCAACAAGAGCACACGCUGGAGGUUCACAACCGACUGGACAUGGCAGAGGAACUAAACAAACAGCGUAACAAGAAACUUUCUCUCGAUGAAGAUCUUAUUCCACGUUUGAUUUCACCGAAAUCCUCCUUCCGGCAGUUCCAUUCUGAUGGUCCUCUCCCAAACCUCAGUCAGCUCGUUGAACCAGACGAAGAUCCAACCCAGAGGCCUACUCCUCUAGACUCUCAGCCCUCCUCGUCAAUGCAUCAUUUCUCGUAGUCAUCGGUAAUUCCUACGCACUACACAGAUGUCAGUUGAAGCCUCUGUUGAAUAAAGUAGAUAUAUUCCAUUGUGGCUGUGGUAUCCCGUUUAUAAUUUGUUACCUAUUCUAAUUUUAUUUAUUUUAUGUUCUAAUUUUAUUUUUGUAUAGUUUUAUUAAGUGUAAUUCUGCUUCCUGCGUAGCUCAUCUUCCUCUCGUCUAAUCUUCAUUACUGAGUGACCUGCCUCAGACGAAGAGCAAGUUCUUUCUCUGUAAACUUAGACUUUCCGUAUCAACCAUGAAGGGACGUAAACUUAGUCUCACGCCUUGGUAUCCAUAUUCGUUUCUUAAAUAGCUCCUCUCUUCAUCAUUGGUUGAUUAUUGAAAUUGAUAGGCAAAGUGAUAGACA